AUGCUGGCCAAAGCAUUGGCUCCGAUGACUAGUCUCAACUUACCCCGUCACGGACAGAUCUCCUUUUCCCACUUUUACACGCCCCUUAUUACCCCAACUUUGCUAUCAUCCUUUCAGCUAUGCAAAACUGUAGAUCAGACCCGAAAGCGCGAAAGGUUAGUAGUGCAUAGUCGCGCCGAUACACGAACCAUCCUGACCUACGUCCAUUCGGGGAAACAACGCCCGAUCGCGCCACCAUCCGGCUCUGAGUGGAGACCAGACCUCGCACCCAUUGCCCAUCUCCUUCCUAAAAUCCCAAAGAGAACAGGCGCAACACCGCACCAGUACCAGAACGCGUCAGCUGCUUCGAUCCAUGGCCCUGUUUUUGAUGGGGACACCGUGCCCAAGUUGAAGAGAGAUGUUCAAAAGGAAGAAUGGAAGACGAGAGUGAAGAAUAACCUGACUGGACUGAAGUUCAAAAAGAAGGAGUUUACGCCCAAGUCUAAACAGUCCAAAGAGAACGGAUCGGGUGAGCAUGGGAAGGUGUUUGACGCAUAUUUUCGAAGGAAAGGCAAUGAUAAGACUACGAGGACCAUCGACUAUGCGAACAAGCGGAUUCUCCUUGGAACGAGUAAGAGUAACGCCAACGCUACCACAACCAAAGUUAAGACUCAGCGUCGAAUUCGGUUCGCGGAACCUGAAGUACGUCCUUUCUCCGAUGAGAGCCUCGAUCUUCCACUCUGA
Molecule: messenger RNA, 723 nt
Organism: Marasmius oreades (fairy-ring Marasmius)
Lineage: Eukaryota; Fungi; Basidiomycota; Agaricomycetes; Agaricales; Marasmiaceae
Exons: 2
Coding region: 1-723 (240 amino acids)
Source: RefSeq, a predicted model, not a curated record